Gasterosteus aculeatus aculeatus (three-spined stickleback) is the source of this 408-nucleotide messenger RNA. It is a transcript of the gene il2, whose product is annotated as interleukin 2. Gene Ontology annotation, molecular function: cytokine receptor binding. Gene Ontology annotation, biological process: immune response. Gene Ontology annotation, cellular component: extracellular region. The record is from RefSeq and is marked provisional. NCBI's taxonomy places the organism in Eukaryota, Metazoa, Chordata, Actinopteri, Perciformes, Gasterosteidae.
AUGUUUUUUUUUAUUCAGAUGGCCUAUUGGAUACUUCUCUCAGACUGCCUUCUCGCUCGGUCGUUCCCCUUAAGUGACUUCAGGGCCAUAACACAGUCGCACGUCGAAUGCCGGUCAGAUUCGAGGUUCUAUGCUCCAAGUGACGUGACGGAGGCGUGCAUCACCACGGCGCUGGACUGCGUGAUGAGAGAACUCAAUGGGACGGUCAAGGAGGAGUGCGACGACUCCGAGCAGGACAUACUGGACGCAGUCGAGUCCUUGAAUCACGUGAUCAACCGCCGGACGACGGCCGGCCACGCACGGACAGAUUCCAACGAGUGCACCUGUGAGAGAUGGCCUCUAGCUUCUUACGCUGUGUUUAAGAAAAAUACGUUAAAUUUACUUCAAAUGACAAACACCAUGGGUUAA